AGGGUCAGGGCUUUCAUGAGAACGUGAGCUCCUAGAGGGUAGGGUCCAUUUCGUGCCCCAGCACCUGGCGCAGUGCCCAGUGUUUGCUGAGUGAUAGUUCACUUUGGGCCAGGCAACUAGCCAUUUUCCAGGCUGACCUGUGUUUGGGGUUCUGGGAGCUUCUCCUCUUUGGAAGGUUACUCCACCCCACCCUCCCAGUGCCAUCGGGAUGCCCGAAUAACUUUCUUUCUGGCUACCCGCUAAGCUACAGUUUUUGGUGCUACUGAAGAAGCGUGGAAAAGCACACUGGCAGCAGAGAAGGGCAAAUAAGCUGAAAGCUGGCAGCUCCGGGGGAGAGGCGAAGACACAACAAGUCCUAAGACUUAGAAGGGAGUAUCCUGGAGUGGGGGGGAAGGGGAGGAGAGGGGGGCAGGAGGGAGGAGGAAGAGGAGGAGGAAAGGAGGCCUGUCCCUUUAAGGGGGUUGGCUGUCAAUCAGCAAGCCCUUUUCUUUGCUGGAGAAGAGGACAAAGAUAUUCAGAGUGAAAAAGUAAAGGACGAGGAGGGAGAGGAAAGGAGAGAGCAGCCAGGAUUCUCCUCACUGAAACAAGCCAGCUAACCCACAGCGGGAUAAACAGCCAAGCCCAGUUGGAGUCCGGAGUCCCAAAGACAUGGGCUUGUUAGAGUGCUGUGCAAGAUGUAUGGUCGGGGCACCCUUUGCUUCCCUGGUGGCCACUGGGCUGUGUUUCUUUGGGGUAGCACUGUUCUGUGGCUGUGGACAUGAGGCACUCACUGGCACAGAGAAGUUGAUUGAGACCUACUUUUCCAAAAACUACCAAGACUAUGAAUAUCUCAUGAAUGUGAUCCAUGCCUUCCAGUAUGUUAUUUAUGGCACCGCUUCUUUCUUCUUCCUUUAUGGGGCCCUCCUUUUGGCUGAGGGCUUUUACACCACUGGUGCUGUCCGACAGAUUUUUGGCGACUACAAGACCACCAUCUGCGGCAAGGGCCUGAGCGCUACGGUAACAGGGGGCCCGAAGGGGAGGGGUUCCAGAGGCCAACAUCAAGCUCACUCUUUGGAGAGGGUGUGUCAUUGUUUGGGAAAAUGGCUAGGACAUCCCGACAAGUUCGUGGGCAUCACCUAUGCCCUGACAGUUGUCUGGCUGCUGGUGUUUGCUUGCUCUGCUGUGCCUGUCUACAUAUACUUCAACACCUGGACCACCUGCCAAUCCAUUGCCUUCCCCAGCAAGACCUCAGCCAGCAUAGGCAGUCUCUGUGCUGAUGCCAGGAUGUAUGGUGUCCUCCCCUGGAAUGCUUUCCCUGGAAAGGUGUGCGGCUCCAACCUUCUGUCCAUCUGUAAAACGGCCGAGUUCCAAAUGACCUUCCACCUGUUUAUUGCGGCCUUCAUCGGGGCUGCAGCCACCCUGGUUUCCCUGCUCACUUUCAUGAUCGCGGCCACAUACAACUUUGCUGUCCUGAAACUCAUGGGCCGAGGCACCAAGUUCUAAUCUCCAGGGCAGCACUUCCCUAGAAUUCCCUUUCUUUAUCUAACAGCCAGGCUCUAACCAGACAGCCAGGCAAUGCUGCAUCUCCCAUCUUAACUCUCUGCCUUCAGUGCUGACUGGCCCUCCUUGUGUAAUCAUAAUGUAUAACAAGAAAGGAGAGACUCAAUGCUGGAGGCCGUUCUCUAUCAUCUCCCUUCUGUACCUCUUUUUAAGCAUUGGGCUUUUCAACUCUUCCUGCUAGAAAUGGGAAAUGGCAAAGAAAGGGACUUCCUUUCUUAAAGAAGUGUGCAAUUUUUAAGCAUCUCCCAAGGACCAGGUGGUACCUUCUUCACCAAGGUCCGUCCAUUGAUGGGGAAGAAAGGAGAGGGAGGGGGAGAGGGGGACGGAGGGAGGAAAGGAAGGAGAGAGAGAGAGAGAGAGAGAGAGAGAGAGAGAGAGAGAGAGAGAGAUCGAUCACUUUUUCAUUACCCUACUUAGGGGCCAGUGAUCUUAUAAUAGACAGUGGAACACUCUCUUCUCUCUUCUUACUACUAUUUGAGAAGAUGGGGGGUGGGGACUAGGGAGGAUUGCCCCUGUAAACGUGAAAAUUUGCCCAAGCCUGCCUACUGUAACUGGGAGAAGAGGGUCAGAGCAAGGAUCUUUCAGCCAUGGAAGGAGAGCACUGACCCUGAUCUGAUGGAAUCUUUAAGCCUUAACUCAUCUAACCCUACUUAUAGCAUAAGGGAACAUGGUUUCUGUGCUGGUGAGGAGACCCCUGGCCUUACACACUGAUAGGGAAUGGAAACAUUAAGCUCUUAGCAUCUUAUCACUAAAUAACCGUGACGACAGAACAGCUACCAUGACAGCCCAGUAGUUUCUAAGAAGUAGAGACGAACACGAACACGAGUUUGUGUGAGAGAGAACGAUCCAAAGAUAGCAUUGGACUGACCAUAGAACCGAAGACAUCCCUCUGAUGGAUGCAGGCUGACUCUGGAUUCCAUGCCUCUGCAGGCCCUUCCCCCCAUUAACUAGCUGUGUCUGAUGCCCUCUAUUUGGUCAUGCCUUCACAAUGGUGCUCUUUUCCCAGGGUGCAGUUUGUUGUAGUAACUAGUCAGUAACAUGAAGAUCUUGAUUUGUUUCUGACCAGAGUAAAUGUCACAUUUCCCGAUUUUUCUCUCGUUCUUUGCAACUUUGGUCUCGAGCCCAAAGGAGCUGCAGGAUAAUUGCUUGACCAUUCAGGUUAUUUUUCUUUUGCGGGAAAAGGGCCUGAAACUGUCAUGGGUUCUAUUGAAAUAUGGCCAUCUCCGUGCAGAAUGCAAGGCCACAGGCGGGGUCUUGGGUCGAGAACAUUGCUAAACUGCCCUUUUGCUCCAUGCAAAACAAACCUCUAUUUAAAGAACCGACUUGGCCAUUCUUUCUAGCCAGGGAGGGAAGAUGUGAUUUAGUACUGUCCUUUGGUAUUUGAGAGAGAGAGAGAGAGAGAGAGAGAGAGAGAGAGAGAGAGAGGGAGGGAGGGAGGAAGGAAGGGGAGGGGGAGACAGGGAGCAGAGUCCAGCAGAACCUAAGGGCGUACUCUCCCCAAGGAGAAAAAGGACAGAGAGGAAGGCAUCUGGAAGCUGGGCAGCUGGCUCCUUCAUUUGCAUCUUCUCUUCUUUGUGUUUACUUGGUAAAGGACCCAUCUGGGGGUGCAAGAUUUCUUUCUUUCUUUCUUUUCCUUUCAAAGUCCCUUCAGCAGCAUUCAGGCACAUGUGAGGUCUUUUGAAAAGGACAAAAUAUUUCUUCAAACAAGAUUAGAUAAACUGUGUGGGGGAGGGAAGGGGAGGGGAGAGAUUUAGUAAGAAACCAAUCAAGAUCAAGAAAAGUAAAAGUAGUUAGUCUAGGCCUUGCGUUUUCUUUUGAUUUAACUUAAUAACCAACCUUUCCUCAACUUCCCUCCUAUUAUAUAUAUAUAUAUAUAUAUAUAUCUAGAUCUAGAUAGAUAGAAAGAUAAAUACCCCCCCACAUUUAUAUGCCCACACACAGUAUUUAAUCAACUGAGAGUAUCUUCUUCAUUGCUGAUUUAGAAUUUCAACUUUAACAUGCAUAAAGGAUAAAAUGUUUAGAGCCUUCUUACAAGACGAAUUUUAUAAAAUUAAAGAAAAUAAAUUAAAAUUAUUCUUGAUCAAACCAA
Molecule: messenger RNA, 3628 nt
Organism: Monodelphis domestica (gray short-tailed opossum)
Lineage: Eukaryota; Metazoa; Chordata; Mammalia; Didelphimorphia; Didelphidae
Gene: PLP1
Product: proteolipid protein 1
Biological process (GO): central nervous system myelination; axon development
Cellular component (GO): myelin sheath; plasma membrane
Molecular function (GO): structural constituent of myelin sheath
Source: RefSeq, a predicted model, not a curated record